Molecule: messenger RNA, 2212 nt
Organism: Dermacentor silvarum
Lineage: Eukaryota; Metazoa; Arthropoda; Arachnida; Ixodida; Ixodidae
Product: E3 ubiquitin-protein ligase RNF25
Exons: 7
Coding region: 174-1835 (553 amino acids)
Biological process (GO): protein ubiquitination
Cellular component (GO): nucleus
Molecular function (GO): protein binding; ubiquitin protein ligase activity
Source: RefSeq, a predicted model, not a curated record
GCGAGCUUGGGACGAGCAACUAUGGCACUGAUGUACAGCUACAGCAGCUAGAAACUGUAGACGAACACUUGCUGCAGGGUACUACCGUAUUACGGUAUAAAUUUUAGUAUAAGAACUGUGGUGCUUUCACAUCUUUACGGAUUAUCUCCGCUCGGAGCAUUCACCCGUCAGAGAUGAGCAGUGAAGAGGACAGCUCGCUUGAUAUCGAGAUCGAAGCUCUGAAGGCCAUCUACAUCCACGAGCUUGAAGUCAGCUGUGACGAAAGGCAACAGUCGACAUGCGUGAAGGUAUCCCUGCACCCGGCCACAGCCGACAACGCAGAAGAACAGUACGUGCGCCUUGAUCUAGUCCUGGUGAUUCCGCCUGAGUAUCCUGAUGUCUUGCCCGAGAUCACGAUCCGCAACCCUCGGGGUCUAUCAGACGAGAAAAUCGCCAAGAUUCAGGCAGAUCUGCAAGAUACAGCACAGGAGAAUGUGGGAAGCCCAAUGUUGUACCAAUUGAUUGAGGUAGCCAAGGAACACCUGACAGAGGAGAACGUCCCAUGCUGCCAGUGCACCAUAUGCCUGUAUGGCUUUGCCGACGGUGAUGUGUUCACCAAGACGCAGUGUUACCACUACUUUCACUCGCACUGCUUGGCUCGCUAUGUGCGCCACGCGCUCGAGCAGAUCGCCCUGGAAGAAGCUGACAAGUUGAGCCCCACGCUGCCUUCUGCCAGUGUCGGUGCUGACGACGACACAGCAAACAACAAGGUGGUGUGCCCCGUGUGUCGUCUGCCCCUGCCUCCUCUGCUGGGGCUGACUGAAGAAGAGCAUCCACCGCCCAUGGAGCAGCAACGGCAGCCUGCCUUCUGCAUGACACCCGAACUGGAGCAGCUGCAGCGCAGCAUGGCGCACCUCUACGUUCGCCAGCAGCGCCAAGGGGGCAUCAUCAACGUGGACGCCGAGAAGAACAAGUUCCUCCUGGAGAUAUCUGCUGCUCCCGAGAGCAGCAAUGUGUCGGAAACACCAAAACACUUCGGAGCCUUCAAGUUGAGGAACUGGAGACAGCCUGCGCGGCACACAGGAAACGGAGCUUCUGUGAAAACCAGUGACACACCUUUCCACAGCUUGACCGACAGGCAGGAACAGCAGCAGCACGAGCCACGAUUUCCAAAGCCUUCAAAAAACAGGCAGUCAAGGCCCACAAACAGGCAGCAGAUGCGCAAUGAGAGAUACGAUGAGCCCGUCACCAACGGAUUUGUUGAACAUUCUGGCGAGAGUUCGUCGUCGUCUGGUGCGGAAAGGCUUCAAAGGUCAGAGACAGGUCAAAGGUCGCGGAGGUCACGACCACACCACGGCAGGGGUAGGGGUGGACAACAGCAGCAGCAACAGCAGCAGAAUUGGUACAGAUCGCCACCAGUUCAUAAGGAAGCUCAUGGCAACGCACGGUCCCCUGAAGAUUAUCGUCGGGACUAUGAUGGCAGCCAUGAAUCAACCAUUUGCAAUGACAAGAACUCGAGCAGAGAGACUGUCAGAACAACCAUGCGCACAUUCACGGACUCGAGCCCCUCAUGGAACACGCAUUCCGAUCAGGACUACAGAGGUGAUGGGCAUGCAGAUGUAUCUCCGAGUUCGCCUGCCAGCUGUGGCAGGUACGACGAUGCACCUGAGGCUCAGAGCAAGCAUCAUGGCGGCCAAGGUCAUCGCCGGGGCAGGAGAGGAGGAGGUGGCGGCAAUGACAGAAGCCACCAUGGCAGUGCACAGCAGGCAUUCAGGAAAAAGCAGUUGAAGUCGCAGGGCGUGGCUCCCAGGAAUCACGAGCCCCCCGGAAUUUACACACCCGUAGAGAACAGAUGACGAUGGAAGAAAUCCCGCCCCCGGAGCCCUCGGAUUCUUCUCACCAGUCACUGUUACCCCCAAGUUGCUGUUCAUGCCACUGGUAGAUUAAUAGCUGCUGCACUAUUAAGGGUAGUAUUUAUUUUAGAUAGGAUCCGGACUUCAAGGUUUAACUCUAAUAAGCUCUUCUCCUUCCCGUCUUCAUUGUCCAAGGUAUUGUCUUUUAUGCUGGCUUGUACAUUUGAGAGUGUGUGUGGACCUCUUUCCCUACAUACAAGCUUGGAAGAACAAGAAGAAAGUGUUGGUCGGACUUGCAACACAAGCUGUGUUUUGCUAAUGCAAGUGGCUCUCUAGUGUUUCCUUUUCAUAGUGGACAUUAAAAGUAGGUUUCUGAUUGA